Molecule: messenger RNA, 2967 nt
Organism: Melanotaenia boesemani (Boeseman's rainbowfish)
Lineage: Eukaryota; Metazoa; Chordata; Actinopteri; Atheriniformes; Melanotaeniidae
Gene: xkrx
Product: XK related X-linked
Exons: 3
Coding region: 672-2150 (492 amino acids)
Cellular component (GO): membrane
Source: RefSeq, a predicted model, not a curated record
GCUUUCGGUUACUUUUUAUAGUUUAGCCUUUCAUAUUUAUUUGUGUGUCAUUUUGAAAAUAAGUCGUCAUUUCCGGUCUGGCUCUGCUUCUCUGUCCGCCUUGACGCAGCUGUUGAAUCAACGGUGAAAACACGACCCAGUUGACAGCACUAGCAAGUAGCUGACUCUGAAAGUCCCAGACACUGGCGGCCCGCUGUUACGCUUCUCUGCGUGUUUAUAGUCUAGAACAACGAGCUUAUUGAUGCUGCAGAUCACCUCCGAGCGUGGACGAUGGCCGCCUGCGUGGGCUAUCUGUGGAAUUGAUUGUGUUACAAGGCUGAACUUUCCCGAUCCUGACCUGCAGCUGACAGCGCAGGGCUCAGAGCUGACAUUGAGGUGAUUCCUUCUGCACUGAAGUGGUCAAGCAGGACGGUAACGCCACGUACAACGACCGUAAAUAAAACCCCUCUAAAUGGUUAUUGUAUACCUACAGAGGCGUGGUGGCUCACCGGGGAAGCGAGGUUGACUACAAUGAGAAACUAACAAUGGUCGACUUGGUGGAAAGUUGGGAAAGACGGCGCAUUAAGUAAAAAAAAAAUGUAACAGAAAGUUGUGUUUUAGAUGACAGUUCGCUUCAACAGCACUGCGCUUUCUAGUUGCGUGGCUCUAACAUAAAAAUUAACAAUACCAAUAUGUGCGAAAUGGCUGUGGAGGAGGAACAGGACAGGGAGAUCACAGACGUGGAACAGCCAUCGUCUGUGGUGGAGAGCGAGGUCAUGCUGGUGAUCAACCACGGCCGGGUCCAUCCUCCGCUCAGCGUUGUGGUGGCCACCUUGCUGUACUUAGCCGAGUUUGUUACCGCCGCCGUGCUCAGCAGCUUGUACCGCAAGACCGACGAUGUCAUUUGGAUGGGCUUCACCAUCGCCUUCAUGCUGCUGCCUGCUGUGCUCAUCCAGUUGACUCUGACGUUCAUCCAUAGGGAUCUGGGCCGGGACCGACCAAUGGUUCUCCUUCUGCAUCUGCUGCUACUCGGUCCCGUCAUCCGGUGUUUUGAAGCUCUGGUGGUGUACUUUAAGGCAGGUAAAAAGGAAGAGCCUUAUGUAACCAUCUCCAGAAAGAUCAGUUUAAAGAAGGGGAAGCAGACGCCCAUGGAGCUGGAGGUCGGCCAGUCAGCGCGCACGCUGGCCACACACAGGAACGCCUUCAAGCGCACAGCCGUCAUCCAAGCUUUCCUGGGCUCUACACCUCAACUCACCCUCCAGCUGUAUGCCACCAUUCAGGAGAAAUACAUCAUGCCUGCAAGAUUGGCCCUGAUGAUCAUUACCCUGAUCUCCAUCACAUAUGGCGCUCUUGUCUGCAACGUUCUGGCUAUCCAGAUCAGAUACGAUGACUACAAAGUUCGACUCCGUCCUGCGGCUUACCUGUGCAUGAUUAUUUGGAGAGGUUUGGAGAUUGCCACCCGGGUCACCGCUCUGGUCCUGUUCAGCACGGCUCUCACUCACUGGGUGAUCCUGGUCGGCAUGGCCAACCUGCUGUUCUUCUUCUUCCUCCCCUGGGCUGAAUUCUGGGCCAAAAAAGGCUCACUUAUUGAAGGUGUGGAAAACAACUUCUCUAAACUCGGCACCACGAUCGUCCUGUGCAUGUUCACACUGCUCUACGCCUGCAUCAACGUCUUCUGCUGGUCGGCGGUGCAACUUGACCUCACCCAUAAAGAGCUGAUCGAGAGGAGGCAGGGCUGGGGCCGCCUGGCCAUGUACUACUCUGGACGCUUUGUUGAAAACUUCCUCCUCAUCACGCUCUGGUACUUUUUCAAGUCAGACUUCUAUGAGUAUGUGUGUGCGCCCCUGCUGGUUGUCCAGCUGCUGAUCUGCUACAGCCUGGCUGUGCUCUUCAUGCUGCUCUUCCACCAGUUCUGCCACCCUUGCAGGCGCCUCUUCAAAUACAACGUCCAUGACUGCCUACACUGCGUCUGUUGCCGUAAAGGCAGGACUGGACAGCGGGGGAGGCAGGCAAACAUGCCACCUUCAUACUCCACAGCUGCCACCAUGGUGCUGAUGCCAGAAGAGCCACUUGAGCUGCGGGACCCUCAAAACUCACAUCCUCCUGACCUCACCAGUCAGCUGGGAGAGCAGGAGACUGCUAUUCUCGAUGACAUGAUGGAGGCAGCUUGAGAACGAGGCCUUGAACAGUCAAACACAAGCUACAACUAUUUUGUGUUUUUUUUCAAGAGAGAGCAUGUUUUAGACUUUUGCCUUUUUUCUCUCAAGUGCACAAAACUGCUCUUUUAGGAUUUAGAGAGGGAUGGAAGUAGACUCCUGCUAAUAUGGAGGGUUAUUACAUACAAGGAGCACCACAAAGCCACAGCCUACCAAAGAAUGUAGCAUGUAGAGAUAUGCAGCGUUGCACAAAGGCCACUGUUGAGAGAGCAGCACUGAGCCAGGUGUAAGGGAAAUGUGCCAAGUGUGUCUGAACAUAUCCUGAAACACUAACCAUGAGAUACUCAGUUUACUUCCUCUCAGGGUUUCCAUGUUCUCCAUGAAAGCCCAUUCACACGUUUGCAUCUGCACUAAUCAGAAAGCAAACACGCAGCAGGAAGAAAGGAAAAGGUCAAAAGAUUUAUUUAUCUUCCUCGUACGAAACUACUAACAAUAAGGAUUUCUUGUUCACUGUCCAGUUGCCUUGAAUUGAGAAAAGCAGGUUUUAGUGAUGUGGAAAAAAACUAAAGGAAACAUGAAAACAUGAUCAAUGUUGCUGAGAAUUUACUGUUUUAUUAAAAAAAAAAAAAGAGUUCUUAAUAUCAGUGUUUUUUCUGUUGCAAAUAGGAUAUACAGAAUUAAUCUUAAUAUUUUUGCAUUAACAAGACUGACACUGAGCUUGUACUUUAUUAAAGUGCUUUGUUUAUUUUUUUUUAUGUUUUGUCCAGUUUGUUAUAUAGUGCCUUGACUAUUAUUGUACUACUUGAACCUUAAAUAAAAUUACACAACUCUG